Messenger RNA from Adineta ricciae, 939 nucleotides. Lineage: Eukaryota; Metazoa; Rotifera; Eurotatoria; Adinetida; Adinetidae. The record is from the annotation of a GenBank genome assembly.
AUGAAAAAUCGUUUAUGGACGGUAUUUUCGAUCCGCACGUACUAUCGAACUAAAACAAAAUCAAUUACUCAUCUGGCACUUCAUGGUAUAAUGCACUUUUUUCAAUCAGCUGCAGUUCUUAACCUCUGUGUAACAAAGCGAGAGAGGGAGAGAAAAGAACCGACAAACAAAAUAAAUGCUCUUACGUUAAGUACUCGAAGUAACAUGAAAGCAGCAAAUCCAUACGAUGCGAAUGGAUACCAGACUGAAAUUGUUUCCGGCUCGUUCGAUGACCUGCAACAACCGAGUCAAGUGCGAGCUGAACCAAUACGAACCAUAGCAUACGACCAAGAAUAUCAAUAUGAAGAGGACGAUACUGAUCGGAAAUAUCGAACUCCUCCACCUAAAAAUUCUCCGAAGAAAUUUUUCACGAAAUCUCCAAAAGAUUUCGUCACAAGACUAUGUCUAAUUGGAUUUGCAAUCGGUCUAAUAAUCGGCAUCAUCAUUUUGAUUGCUAUUGUGGUACCAGUCGCUGUUACACAUUGUGCUUUAGGUACAGUUGCUUCCACUCCGAAUUGGAUCGGUAAAUUUCAAAUGGAUAGUUCAUGUGAUCGAUCUUCAUGUUGUUGUUUCACGAAUCAAAUUAUUCUUUCACAAGUAGCGAACAAUCAGUUACAGCUAUCAGGUAAUGUGAAUGGUGUUUGCAACAACGUUCCAUCGACCGUUACUCUCACACAAUCAAUGCCUUCUGGAUUUCAAACAUAUCUCAUCUGGGCAGGACAAACAAUUCGUGUUCAAUUAGGUCUAGAUAACUCUUACAUAGCGCUUGUAAAUGUUGGAACAGGAUCAUGCAGUGCGACGGGAUUAAGAACAUCAUAUAAUUCUGUUAGUACGAUGAGUAUGAACGCAUAUUUAAUUAUGUUUAUUUUAACGAUCACAAUUGGUAAUUGCAUGACAUGA